AAAAUGUAUAGGCGGCACAGCAUCAAUUCCCUUGGGCGCAGUUGGCACAGCAUCCGCAGGUGAUCGGACAUUCUCCACCGGGCUUGCUAUAAGUGCAUCAAAUUCUAGGGGAAGUAUCUCACAACUCUGUCUAUCUUGCUCUGCAUCCAUUAUGCUGCUACCGGACGAUAAGCAUGCAAAGGCAGGGGAAAUUGCACUGGGUACAAUACCUGCUGAUGGACCACCACCGUACGAUUCUCCCUCGGGCUCGAGUGUAGGAAUGAGCACGAUAGCUCGUCCUGUGCCGCCCAACAUGACCGUAACGAACUUUUUGCGGAUAAAACGCAAGAACCAAUCCAUCAAGGGCUCGUAUGUUAUCGAUCCCGACUUACACGUCCCAGAGGAGCUCUUGUCAGCGUCAGCUUCGGCUGAUAAAGACUCGUCGUCGUCUGAUAAAGAGGACAUAGAGGAUGAAAUGCACGGUCCGAGGAAGAAUCUGGAGAUCGAGUGCAAGAAUAGCAGCGUGACUGCCGAUGUGUGGCUCGUUGGUACCGAGACGCAUGAUGAUGUCGAUGGAACAGAAAGGAAGAGGGCUGAGCUUGACGUGAAAUCGAAGAAUGGGUCUGUUACUCUCCGGCUGGAAUCAGUGACGAAUCAUCCCUUUGCCUUACACGCCCAUGCAAAGAAUGGAUCCGCUUCUGUUGCUAUUCCGACCAACUUUAUCGGACCUGUGACGAUCUCUGCAGUCGGAAGCUGGGUUUCACUGUCGAACGCUAUGAAAGAACGCUUGGUAACGUAUUCUGAGGCGAACGGCAUUAGGAUUUGUUUCAUUGGCGAUAUCCGGAAAGCUGGGUACACCGGAAGGGAAACCUGGACCGGAUCAAUUGUUGACGUCGGAAGUAUCAAUAGCAAGGUAAAGCUAUCUUUCAUUAGCGAAGAGGUUGCGAAAUGCUCAAAUGGAGGAGGAUUCUUCCGUUGGAUGUUUGGCGGUUGACCAUUUCUUUUGUUAUUCCUACAUUGAUGUACAUAUGUAUUGCCUCGACUCUGCUCUGCAUGACCACUAAUCUGGUGUAACGCUUGUAUUGUUUUGGAAUCUCC
This is a messenger RNA of Fomitiporia mediterranea MF3/22, 1077 nucleotides long. RefSeq lists its product as uncharacterized. The record is from RefSeq and is a predicted model, not a curated record. NCBI's taxonomy places the organism in Eukaryota, Fungi, Basidiomycota, Agaricomycetes, Hymenochaetales, Hymenochaetaceae. The transcript has 4 exons. The coding region runs from base 152 to 973 and encodes 273 amino acids.